Molecule: messenger RNA, 2721 nt
Organism: Aspergillus sclerotioniger CBS 115572
Lineage: Eukaryota; Fungi; Ascomycota; Eurotiomycetes; Eurotiales; Aspergillaceae
Exons: 4
Coding region: 255-2597 (780 amino acids)
Biological process (GO): silent mating-type cassette heterochromatin formation
Cellular component (GO): rDNA heterochromatin; SHREC complex
Source: RefSeq, a predicted model, not a curated record
CUUCACCCUCCUUUCUUCUGUCCACUUUCUCCCUUGAACUUACCUGUUUAUGUUUAUCUCGUUCGCACUUCAGCGUUUUUUUGUUUUUUUUCCUACCUGUUAAUUCCAACCUCAAUAAUGUGGAUUCUCCUUGCAGGAUAAUCAUCUCAUUUUCAUUCAAAAUUCACGCCCUAUCUUACUUCUCCCUUGUCAGAAGGAAAGAAGGACAGGAAAAAGAAAGUGAAAAAGCGAGGAAAAGAAAAUUCUCCUUCAUAAUGUCUCAGAUGAUAGAAGACUCGUCUUCUUCAGAUGAAGGCAACAAUUUCGUCGUCGCAAUUAAUCCGUCCUUCAGCGAUGGCACUGAGUCCAGCUGGCCCACCGAAGAGGCGUGCAACAAGCCGGCGGGAAGUAAACGGGCGAGGGUGAAGCUGGCCAGGUUGUGGAUGCAGAAAAGAGGGGAAUACCAGCGAGGCGUGAAUUAUAUUCUCGACCGUCUGCCCGAUGGUUAUGCUUUGUUUGACAGGCCGCGCCAGGCGAACCCCGAAAUCCGUGAUCGUUUAAUCUUUGGCCAUCCCGUGAACCUGGUAUUCAACUCCACGAAACAGUUCUUUCCACAUUUCUACUAUCUGAUGACAGGGGGUGAGGAGCCCUGCACCUGUGAGUUAUGUUUGAAGCUGGCCAAGCGUCAAGGAGUGGAGGAUGGCUCAGUACGGCGAGGGCGUGGAAGGCUCCCAGGGAGACCUGUUGGAACGCCUACACGGACCCCAGGAAGACCCGGUCGACCACCUGGCAGACCGCCUGGGUCAAGCUCAAGUAGGCCACCUGGCAGACCACCGGGAAGACCGCCAGGAAGACCGUCGGGGAGGCCACCGGGAAGACCACCGGGAAGACCACCGGGAAGACCACCAGGAAGACCACCAGGAAGGCCGCCAGGAAGAUCGCCUGGUAGACCCCCAGGCAGGCCGCCGGGUAGGCCAGGUAGACCUCCGGGAAGGCCCAUUGGUUCAACCACAUGUCCUACAACAGAUAACGAAGGGACGCCAGACGUGUUCAAGAACGCAGUCCUGCAGCUCAAGCAACAUGGUCUACUGGAGCUGGACAUCACCGAACCUUCAAGUAUGGACUGGCGAGCAGAACGAUCUGCCCUUGAUGAACACAUUCAGAAGUUAGAUAUACAACCGUCUUUCCUGCCCCGUGCUGGGGAAGUCGUUCUCUGGACUUCUGAUUUUGAUGGAGAGCUAACUUGGAACCCCGAGCAAAGUUGUGUCCAAAUAUAUUCCCCGGGCGAAAAGCGAUGGCUAGGCACGCCCGAAUGGCGAGCUGGUAUCAUCAGCCAGGUCCCAGAGGAAGAAACCAUAUUUCAGGACAUUGUCGCGACUUCCCCGAAAGAAAUGAGUAUAAACUAUUCGGGGUUCCGUGUUGAGACUUUUCCUGACCCCCACAGCCCCGACAAGAGCUACUCUCUGCACUACAAGUACGUAUACUUGAAGUCUAUCAAACCGUUCGGUGCCUUCGAGCACUUCCUGCAAAACACUCCCCGAGAGGGUCUGCACCCGUCUAUCGAAUACGCUAUGACUAUCAUGUCGUCAUUCAGUCUGCUCGAUAAGUUUUACUUUAGAGGCGCCUGGCCUGAUGCGUCGAUUUAUUGCCGGGGGAUUUUUAUAGGCGCGGAGCUAUUGGUCGUUGGGGAUGCUGUCCGCUUGAAACCAACUUGCUAUAAUGCACAAACCAAUGAGACCAGAGACGUCACCGACAUUAUGGUCAUUGAAGAGAUUCGACUUGAACUGAAACAAUGUAACGAUGAACUCAAGUCCAAACAUUUAGCCGAGAAAUACCAGGUGCGAGUUCGAGGAAAGGUGUACACAGCUAGUCACCGGCGUGUCUAUCUAGCCAACAGUAACCUCCAGCCCACCAAACCGUUAACCCCUGACGAGGUCGUCGACGCUUUCCAUAUAGUGGGCAUGAACGGUUACGGUAAUUGGUACCACGUUCACUCCGGGGCCAGGGUGGAUGUAUCUCAGGAUAUGAUCUUAGGCCGGCUUUAUGAGCCAGAUGCGCUGCAGCUCAUGUUUGGAUCCCUUUCAUUCGGAUACGACCUACACGGAGUGGUGAGCGGACGGGAAUACUCGCGCCAGGCUGACGAACGGAUCUCAGAAGGCCGGACUUGGUUUUGGGGGGACUUUCGAACCCAAACGCUGGCAAUCGACUCGCUGAAUGGCGAGGACGUUGGUCACUACAGUGACGCGCGGAACGUCAAGAUGUGGCAGGCGAACCUCCGACUGCUCGACGGCAUAGCCAGACCGGCGGAUAUCCGGGAGGCCAAGAUCCCUGGAGAUAUCGGACAGCCGUCGGCCCAGUCACGCUCCAACUUUGCCGUGAUAGGAAAACUCAGCAAGCUCGUCAGCACGGGGCUCGGGGCCACGGAUAUGAGCAACCCGGUGAGCUCGGCCGAGGAGGGGACUAGUCGACUGUCCAUUGACAAUUACGACGAGGAAACCGAGGAGGAGGAUUUCACGCUGCAUAUUGACCAACUGCGAGGCGGGACCGAGGAGACGGAGGAGGGCGACUACAUGCCGGACCAGGAGCCGCAGAGCAAACGGGCCCGACACGAUAGUUGACUGCUAUGUAGUAUUAUGUUCUGCCGGUAAUCAAUAAGAUACCAAGCGUUGCAUGUCUCCUUUCCUAAAUGCAUAAAGGAUGAUAUAACUCAAUCGACUAGAUUCAAUCAAUACGUCUUGGCCA